Messenger RNA from Parastagonospora nodorum SN15, 1611 nucleotides. RefSeq lists its product as hypothetical. Lineage: Eukaryota; Fungi; Ascomycota; Dothideomycetes; Pleosporales; Phaeosphaeriaceae. Bases 1 to 1611 code for a protein of 536 amino acids. The transcript has a single exon. The record is from RefSeq and is a predicted model, not a curated record.
AUGAGCAUGGACGCUGGCGGUCUUGCUCAAAUGACAUACAACAACUUCCAGGCCCAGAGCGGCAUCGGCAUGCCCACCUCGGGUUUCGGUUCUCGAGGCAAGGGUGCCGCUCUCAAGCGUCUCAGUCUUGCUUCCCCGCCCAAGGUUGGCACCAUCGCCGAGGACUCGGUUGCCACCCCUCGCACCAGCCGUUCCCACCUUUUGGCUGGUCUCCGUACUGCCCCGAAGACGCCCACGUCUGCCCAGCCGCCUGCUUCCGCUCCCUACAACCAGCGCCAGCACAACAUGGGCAACGCCAACCGUUUCCCCCAGCAGAACGGUGCCAACCAGCGCGGACCUCAGACCGCUAUUGGUAACAGCUUCACGGGCGCCAACCAGACCAACCAGUACAACCAGCAGUCCAACAUUUACGACCAGGUCCUCGCUCCUCCUUCUGUUCAGUACGAUGACGGCGAGAUGGACCCCAACAUUGCCGCUCAGCUGUUGGCCACCGAGCUCUACCUUGCUCAGAGGCAGCAGCAACUUCAGCAGCAGCUGUUGACUUUGACUGCGCAGCAGUUUGGAAACAUGCACGUGGGUGGUGGCAUGCGUCAGCAGCAACAAUACGCUGGAAAUGCAUACACACCUCAGAUGAACGCAUACCAGCAGCAGUUCCAGAACACCCCGGCUAUCCAGGAGACUGGACAGCCUGGUCUGUACAUUGUCUUCAACCAGCUCACCGGUCAGUACCAGUACGUCAUGGACCCGAGCUUCCAGCAAGACAACGGCGAUUUCCAGAACCAGCUGUCGCACUCGCCGCCCCCGCCAACCCCCGGCUUCUCCAGGUCCCCUCCCAAGAUGGACACCCCCGUGCUCCACGUUUCUCCUCCCAACGAGGUCAACCCCAGCCCAUGGGCCUCACGCAGCACUUCUCCACCCAAGAAGUCCAGCACGCCUCCCGCGGAUGUGGUUCCUCUCCCGCCGCCUUCUGCCAACGCUUUCCGUCGCGGUCACAAGAAGAACCUCUCUUCGCUCGCUGUUGACGCCAAGGCUCAGACUCCCGAUGGCCCCAGGUCAGCUUUCGUUCGACCUGUCGGCUUCCCUGCUACGCCAAUGACUGGUACCUUUGGACCUGGUCAAGCACGCGCUGGCGAGCACCCAGUCCGCCAGCCUCGAGGCCCACCUUCCAUCGAAGAUCUGAGGGAGAAGCCCACUACCAAGCACGAAGGUAGCAAAAACUUUGCAACCCGCACUCGCCGCCAGGCUGUUGGAAAUCUCGUUCGUGCUGGUAUUGACCGCCGUAGCACUCAGCGCAGUGGUAGCGGUAGUGUCUCUCCCGACAGCGACAACUUCCCGUCUUCUGACAACGACUCGGACAGCGUUCGCAGCAGGCCCAGCAUCGGCAGUCUCCGUGCCGUCGCCAACGGCGCCAUUGGAUCUGAGCGCAAGGCCUCGCAGGAGCGCUCUUGCGACCGUGCUUCGGUCACCCGCUCAUACACUGCGGACAGCGUGAGCAGCGAUGAUGGUUCCAUUGGCGGUGGCCUUGUUGACAUCCGCCCUGCCGAGCAGCGCCGCAUGCCAAAGCUCAUUGCUUACCAGCGCGCCGAGAAGCGCAAGAGCACCAUGUUCUAA